Molecule: messenger RNA, 1445 nt
Organism: Lampris incognitus (smalleye Pacific opah)
Lineage: Eukaryota; Metazoa; Chordata; Actinopteri; Lampriformes; Lampridae
Gene: pbdc1
Product: polysaccharide biosynthesis domain containing 1
Exons: 6
Coding region: 6-548 (180 amino acids)
Cellular component (GO): cytoplasm
Source: RefSeq, a predicted model, not a curated record
CCGCCAUGAAACGAAGCGAGGAAGAAGAGCCGGAAUCACGGAGAGCAAUGGAGUCGGACAACGGACUGGCUGCCCUGGGUGUGGAUGGAGCCUCAGCAGCUGCACACGCACUUUCUCUUCCAGCAGAGGCUUACGGAAAUGAUGCCCAGCUGGAGGUGAUGUGGGCAAUGAAGGCCUACAACCAUGCUGAAGUCUAUUUCAAUCUCAUUUCGUCAGUCGACCCCAAGUUCCUGAAGCUGACCAACGUUGAUGACAAAAUCUACUCCUCCUUCAGGGAAACAUUCAGGGAUCUCAACAUCAAACUGCUGAACCCAGAAGAUCUCAAGUCCGCUGAGGCCAAAGAGAAAUGGCGCUCAUUCUGCAACCAGUUUGAUGGAGUCAUAGAAGAUUUCAACUUUGGAACUUUGCUUCGCCUGGACUGUGAGAAUGACUAUACAGAGGCCAAUACCAUAUUUGCCACGAGGAUCCAGUUCUUUGCCGUUGAGAUUGCCCGCAACAGAGAGGGCUUCAACAGUGUGAUAUACACCGCCAGGCGUUCCAAGAGCUAGCCUCCAGCUAGACCAGAGACAAGUCCCUCCCUGCAGCGCUCCUCGCCCACAGAGCAAAGAACUUCAGCAUCUGAAGAUGUCUCUACUUAAGUGUAAAACUUGUUAUAUUUUCCAACUCCCUGGCAUGUACCUUUUCAUAUACGAACACAAGUUGUGUAGAUUUUUUUUUCCCUCGUUGACCCACAGUUAACACAUGGGAGGAAUAUUAAAAUGCAUAACCACGAAUUCAUUUCAUUACAUGCCUCUCAUCAAGGCCAAGUGCUACCUGUCAAAGACUUGCUGUACAGGUUUAAUAACUGUAUCCCAGUCUUGCGUUGUGUAUGUACUGUACAUCCUUUUGUGCAAGUAACAGAUAUUUUGUAUUUUUAGAAGACAGUGGUAACAGGAAAUGAAAAAUUGCCGGUGAGUUUGUAUUUAUUGAAUGAUUAUAAACUUCCUAAGGGAAUAAUUGGACAAUGUACGGACUCUAAAACCACUGAAUUGACUUGUGUAAAAUAUAAAAAAGAGGCAGCAAAAUACAAACCAAGGAGGUUUAUUUGCAGUCACAAUGCUAUAUGUAGCAGACAUCCAAACAGCUAUUCACUCUAUGGACCCAACACAUUCACAUCAGGGACAUAAAUUCAAAAAUUAACAACUCAAAUGAACAUCCAUGAGUGUGGACAUGGUUAGAUAUGAGCUAGUUGUCACAAACGGUUAGCAGCAACAUCGUAGAGAGUAACACAAGUUGCUAAUAUACUCCAUUCCUGUUUCUCAGUUUACAAUGUUCUGACUCCUACCAUGGCGGAUGUGAUAUUCUGGUAUUUUGAAUUAAAAAUGGAAUUCCUUCAGGAAGCACACCCUCCAAUCUUCUUGCAAAAACUUUGCAAAGUAUUUUUGUAUCUGAAUUUAAGAGGCUAU